AUGGCCCCAUCCAACUGGUUGUGGCACAUUUCUCACCACUCUGUGGGCCUGGCCAUCCAGCAGAUUUUUAACCCAGUGAAGAGUGCACCUAUCCAAGCCAUGGGCUGCCAGCUUGUCCAGGAGAAUGCUGUGGGAGCCAGUAUCAAAGGCUUGAAUGAACUUGAGGUCAAAGCAACAGAUGCAGAUGCUGACCAGUUUGGAGAAAUUGAGUAUUCUCUUUAUGAUGGAUUUAAUUUUUAUGAAAAAUCCAAAGCUUUCCAGAUUGACCCACGCACUGGUCAGAUCUUUGUGUCUCAAGACAUUGACAGAGAAGGAGAUCCAACCACUUAUGAUCUCUUAGUAAAAGCUACAGAUGGGGGUGGUCUGAGUGCCCAAGCUUUUGUUCGCAUUGAGAUAGAAGAUAUUAAUGACAACCAACCCAUUUUUGAACAAGACAUCUAUGUGACAAGUAUCAGCAGUCACACACAGCCAGGAACAGAAAUCAUCAAUGUUGUUGCCACAGACAGAGAUUCAGGAGUGUUUGGUGUUGUCACAUACGAACUGGUCCCAGGAGAAUUUUCUUCUUUUUUCACAGUGGAUACAUCCACAGGAAUUAUUUACCUUACCUCAGCUCUUGGCCACCUGACACGUUCUGCAGUCCUCCUGACAGUUUCUGCACGGGAUGGGGGUGGCCUUCCCUCUGCCAGCAAUGCAGCUGUCACAGUAAACAUCCUUCAGACUGUUUUGGUUCCUGCCACAUUUGAGAGAUCUCGGUAUAGCUUUUCUGUUCCAGAAGAUGCACCUGAAGACAGCGUGAUUGGCACUGUGAAGGCCAGAGAGCCUACAAAUUCGUUAGAGGUGGUUUCUUAUAGAAUUUGCUCCGGUGAUCCACAUGGAAAGUUCUCUAUCGACCCCCAGGUUGGCAUUAUCCGCACCAAGAAACAGCUUGACCACGAAGCUCAGCCUGUUGUGGUGCUCACUGUUCAGUCACAGCUGGGUAAUUCCCCUGUCUACAGCAGCACUCAAGUCAACAUAUCUGUGACAGACAUUAAUGACAACCCCCCAGUAUUUCCUACCAAAUCUGAUAAAGUAACCAUCUCACAUACCCAGCCUCCUGGCACUGCUGUCUACAUUGCUCACGCAGAAGACAAAGAUAGUGGUCUAAACGGGGCAAUCAAAUACAGUAUUGCGAGCAAGCAGUCAGAUGCAUUUAGCAUUGAUCCAAGUCUUGGAGUGGUAAACCUUACCAGGACGGUGUUUGCAGAAAAGCAGCAGGAAUAUACUCUACACAUAGCAGCUGAAGACUGUGGAAGUCCUCCUCUGACUUCUUUGCUGGCGUUGACAGUGGUUAUUGAAGAGCAGAAGAUGGGUCCUACUUUGGUUUUCCAAAGCUUGGUGUAUCAAGUAGAAAUCAGUGAAGCAACCUCUCCAGGUGCCCAAAUCCUUCAGGUUCAAGCCCACUCACUUGAUCCACACAGCAUUACUUCCAAUCUGACAUAUUCCUUAGAGCCUAGCACUGAUUCUGUUGCAUUUGGAAUCAGCUCUGAUACAGGCUGGGUUUAUCUUCGGAAACGUUUGAACUAUGAAUGCGCACAGAUGCUGAGUUUUAGAGCCUUGGUCAGCACAUCUCAGAAUGAAAACCUUAGGCAAAAUGCAAGUACAUCUAUAAUAGUUAAUGUGCUGGAUGAAAAUGAUCAUUCUCCCAUGUUUAUGCGUGAGAGCUACUUCUUUGAAAUUGAGGAAAAUCCAAUUCCCAGUGGUGUGGUUGGCACCAUUACAGCCAUUGACAAAGACUCAGGAAGAAAUGGACAGCUUUCCUAUUUCCUCUUGUCUGAUGGAAAAUAUUUCAAGAUUAAUUCCAACACAGGUAGCAUUUGUGAAAUCAUAAACUGGGCGGCGCUGGACCGCGAGGAGCGGGCGCACCACGAGCUGCGGGUGCUGGUGACGGACGCGGGCCGGCCCCGGCGCAGCGCCACGGCCGCCGUGCGCAUCUCCGUUUUGGAAGGGCAGCCAUCAGGGACGCUUGUUACCACCAUCUUUGCAAAAGACUUCGAUUCUGGAAACAACGGUGUUGUAUUGUAUUCAGUAGAAUCAGAAGGGGAUAUAGGAUACUUCCAGAUUGAUGCUGUCAGUGGAGAGUUAAGAACAACCCAGCCUCUGUCACAUGCUGAGAGAUCCGACUACAGAAUGACAGUCACAGCCAAGGACCAGGGGAUGCCUUCGCUUCAAGGACGUGCUGCUAUUUACAUCCAGGUGAUCCCACUUCCCAGUGGGAGAUCUGGCUUUUCUCAAGACUUCAAGCACUUAGUCAUACCUGAAAAUUUUAAACCUGCACAAGUGUUGGAUUCUCUGAAGGCACCGGGUAACCAUCUGGCACUUAACAGGAAACUGCAUUUCAGUAUUGCUGAAGAUGAUAAUGUUCAUUUUGAAAUAGACAGCUUGACAGGAGACCUUUAUCUUUCUAAGGAGCUUGACUAUGAAACAGAUUCACACUUUCUUUUGCAAGUUAUUAUAAGGGAUUAUAAUAAUCCCCCACAAAAUAGCACUGUACUCCUAAGUAUUGAUGUGGAAGAUAAGAAUGAUCAUUCUCCAUAUUUUCAGGAUGACUUUGUGGUGAUUGGCAUAGAAGAAAAUGUACCUGUUGGCACUCUGGUUUACACAUUCAAUGCAAAGGAUGGAGAUGGCAGUUUUUUGAACAGCAAAAUAGAGUACUCCUUAGAAAUUAGUGACAUGGGUGAAAAUCCAUUUCUUAUUCACCCUUUGUAUGGCACCUUGACCACAGCUUCUCUACUAGACAGGGAGACUACUCAUUCUGUGAUCUUAACGGUGUUUGCAGAAGACCAGGCAAUAAAUUUGACUGAUCGUCGGCUGGAUUCCCUGGCUGUGAAAAUUGUUAUUUUAGAUAUCAAUGACAACAGUCCCAGUUUUAUGUCUUCGCCUGUUUCCUAUGUCCUGGAGGAUGUGGAGGUGGGCUUCCUUAUACACCACAUAAUUGCAAAGGAUCCAGAUGAGGGAAGAAAUGGACAAGUAACGUAUCACAUUCUUUCAGGCAAUGAAAACAAAGCAUUUGUACUGGAUAAAAUCACAGGACUCUUAACUACAGCCCAGUUUCUAGACCAUGAGGUUCAGGAGCGCUACAGUUUGACACUCAUAGCUCUUGAUGAUGGCAGCCCAGCUCUCUCUGCUACACAAGUUCUAACUGUCAUCGUUCUUGAUGUGAACGAUGAGACCCCAAUAUUUCUGAAGCAACUUUAUGAGACUGCUGUUCAUGAAAACCGAGAUCCAGGGGAGUUUGUCAUAAGAGUGGAGGCUGCGGACCAAGAUGCAGGGCUGAAUUCCUUGCUUCAGUAUGAAAUCUUACCAGGACCUGGUUAUGACAAAUUCAAGAUGAACUCAGUCAGUGGAGAACUUGUAACAGCUGCAUCACUGGACAGGGAAACUCAGGAGGUUUUCAGUAUUAAAGUUUUGGUUCGGGACAGUGGAACCCCAUCGCUGUCAAGCACAGUGACAGUAAUCUGCACAGUACUGGAUGAAAAUGAUCACUCUCCCACAUUUCUUCUUCCUCCCUCUGAGAUCUUUAUUCCAGAGAACCAACAGCCUUCUGUUGUUUACAUUAUCCAGGCUGUAGAUAUGGAUGCUGGCAAUAAUGGAGCUCUAAGAUAUAAAAUAAUUGGUGGAAAUGUUGGAGAGUACUUCACAGUAAAUAACACGUCGGGAAAGCUGCUGUGCACUCGUAGCUUAGACAGAGAAGAUAUCAGCAAUUUCACUCUUGUAAUUGAGUGCCAUGACCUAGGCAGUCCCUCGAGAAGCUCCACUGCACAGCUCUAUCUAACAGUAUUGGAUGAAAAUGACCACAGCCCAUUGUUUGCAAAGACCCGCUAUCAAAUCUCUGUGACAGAAGACCUGGAGGAAGGCUCAGCCAUCCUGGACCUCUCUGCUUCUGAUGAAGAUGCUGGCCUAAAUGGUGAAGUUACGUACUCCCUCAUUGAUGACACCUAUGGAGCAUUUGCGAUUGACAGUGUCACGGGAUCCAUCGUUACUACAAAGGCACUGGACCGGGAGACCAAGUCCCAGUACACAUUUAGGGCUGUGGCAAGUGACCGUAGCACACAUUUUCCAAGGAGCACCACUGUCAGUGUUGUGGUGCAUGUUGAUGAUGUCAAUGACAACGAUCCCAUUUUUUUGCAGAAUCCUGUCAGGGUCUUUGUUCCUGCUGAAACUGCUGUGAAUGAGACAGUAGCCACUGUGAGAGCAGAGGAUGUGGAUCUGGGAUCAAAUGGAGCUAUUGUUUUUAAUUUGGUGAUGGCAGAAGCUAUGUUUCAGAUCGAUAUGAAGACAGGUGACAUCAUUCUUCGGGAGCCCUUGGCUACCAAGGACUUCAGUACCCAGCUGCUAGUGACAGCUUCAGAUCAAGGUGUCGCACCUCGAACAGCUACAGCUGUGGUCAUUAUCUUUACAGAAGAGCAAGAGGAGGUGAUCUCAUUCAGCUGCAGCCUGUACGAAGCAAGUGUGCCUGAGAACAGUGCAGCAGGUACAUCAGUUCUAACAGUAGAAGCUUAUGAACACAGAUUUACAGGAGAAGACAUAAAAUACAGCAUCUUCGGUGAUCAGGAAAUAUUCUCCAUACAUUCUGCUACAGGCACAAUCACAGUAAAAGAGCCAAAGUACCUUGAUUAUGAAGUUAAGCAUAAAGUACAUCUUACAGUUGUGGCUGAAAAUAGCUUCAAUACAGUGUACUGUGGAGUGACAGUUUUGAUUCAAGAUGUGAAUGACAAUGCACCUAAAUUUGAGCAAAGCUAUUACAAAGCAUCAGUAUGGGAAGGCCAGAGUCCUAAAAGAGAUAUCAUACAGGUAUUUGCAACUGACCUUGACAGUGGGCUGAAUGGAGAAACUGAAUUCUCAAUUUUAUCUGGUAAUGAAAAUGCAACAUUUCUAAUUGAUUCAGCACGAGGAAUUCUAGCAACUAAUACAGGCCUAGAUUAUGAAAACACUCCAUCUUACAGGUUGGUUGUACAAGCUGCUGAUAAAGGAAACCCCAGACUCUCUGCUACAAGUAUUGUGAGGAUACAAGUGUUAGAUGUUAAUGACAACGCUCCAGUUGUCCAACCACUAGGUGAAGUGAAGGUCCCAGAAAAUGCCCUGCCUGGUUUUAUAGUGACUCAAGUGUCAGCAAGUGAUGCAGACUCCAGGCCAGCACUUCAGUUUGGUUUUAUUUAUGAUACUAGUCCUGAAAUGAAAUUUUCCAUCGAUCAGCACACUGGUGUCAUUAUAGUGGUGGAACCAUUAGAUUUUGAAGAAACUGCUGUGUAUACACUGCAUAUCAUAGUUUCAGAUUCUGUGCAUCAAACAGAAGCAGAACUCACCAUCCUUGUUUUGGAUAUCAAUGAUAACCCUCCGGUGUUUACUCAAGAUUUUUAUCAGGUGAAUCUGCCAGAGCUCAUUUCUAUGGAUGCCACUGUUCUGACACUCUCUGCCAUAGACAGGGAUUCUGAACAUAAUGGAAUGAUUUCCUACAAAAUCCUCUCUUCCUCUGAGGGAUUUUCCAUUGAUCACAAGAAUGGUUCGCUGUUUACCACGGAACCAGUUAUGCAGCUGAAAAAUAUUUCCAUUAUUCAUCUCCUGAUAGAGGCCACAGAUGGCGGCAGUCCCCCUCUGAGUGCAGUUACCUCCGUAGAGGUGCAUGUAGAAGAUGUCAAUAACUGUGCCCCUCGCUUCACAGAGGUCCUGUACAAUCUCAGUGUGAGUGAGGAUGCCUCCGCUGGAGAAACUGUCCUCCUGUUCUCAGCCAUCGACUGUGAUUGGAUGCAUGAAAACACGCUUGUUGAAUACUCUAUUAUUGGUGGCAAUGCUGAGAAUUUAUUCUCCAUAGAAACAAGUGUCAUGGGGUCAGAAAUAUCCUACAAACUUGCCAGCAAUCUUGUUUUGAGCAAUGCUCUUGACAGGGAAACAGCUGCUUCUCACCAGUUGGUUCUCCUUGCCUCUGAUCGUGGAACGCCGUCUUUGAAUUCAACUGCUACAGUGCUGAUAACUGUGCUGGAUGUUAAUGAUAAUCCUCCAGUGUUUAGCAGCCCAGAGUAUCAUGUUCAUGUCAAAGAAAGCAUCCCCAUAGGCAGUCACAUCACUGAAGUUUCAGCAAGAGACUGUGAUGCAGGCACUAAUGCAGAGAUCACUUAUGCUAUCAUCUCUGGAAAUGACAGAGGGCAUUUUUGCUUGGAUGGUAGAACUGGAUCUGUAAAUUUGACGAAAAUGCUGGAUUAUGAAGAUACCAUGAAAUUCACUUUGGUUAUCCAAGCCACAGAUGGAGGAACUGAUGUAAAAAAUAUGGCUUUUGCUGUUGUUUUUGUUAGUGUCCUAGAUGACAAUGAUUAUGCCCCACUUUUUUUGUUUCCCAGUCUGAGCUGCACUGUCACUGAAAAUCUGCCUACCUUUUCUUUUGUGUGUGCUGUUUGUGCAUUGGAUUUUGAUAAAGGCUCCUAUGGGCACCUUACCUACUCCAUUCAGUCUUCAUGUUUGGCUCAUCGUGGAGCUGCUAGAGACCAUGACAUGUUCUUCAUUGAUCCUUUAACAGGAGAUAUUCAUACAAAGCAAAUGUUUGACUAUGAAAGUCAAAAUAGCUACUGUCUCAUAAUUCAAGCAAAAGACAAAAGUGAUUCACUGGCUACUGCUACAGUUCAGGUAGAUAUUGAGGGGAGGGAUGAAUUUGACCCAGUGUUUACACAGGAAUAUUAUUUCUUUAAUCUCCCUGAGAAGAAUGAAGCAGGUCAGUUGAUUGGCAGAGUGACAGCAUCAGAUAGUGAUGGUGGAGUGGACGGAGUUGUUCAUUAUUCCCUUUUAAAACCUUCUCUGUUCUUUUCUGUGAAUGAAACCAAUGGCAAUAUUUAUUUGACUCAGACUGUUCACAGAUGGAAAAAUGACAUCAAAAGGAAUGAUGAUACUCUGAAAUUGUUGGUAAGAGCUCAUAGCCCCAAAAUUGUGUCAAGGUUCACAGUAUGCACUGUUUUUGUAAAUGUUUCCAAUUCUCCUGACAGUGAUCCCACAGUGUCAGCACACAGCCUGACAGUGAGUGUUUCCAUCUCACUGAUGGUGUUCCUGCUGCUUGCCAUCAGUCUUAUCACACUUACUCUGAGACUUAAGCAGAAAGAUCUGAUGAAUGCUUGUGUGAAAAAAAAACCAGUAUCCUCCUCAGCUGCUGAUGUGAAUUCAAUAACAGAAGAUGAGGACUGCCAGAAAAUCCAAAGUACUGAGAGUAGUAUGCUUCCCAUGGGUGCUAUAGCAAAAUGGCUGAGCUUAGCAGGACUUGGAGAGGGGAAGGAUGAUGAUGUCUUCUGCAGGCAUUCAGACUCCAGUGGCCAUGGUUCUGCUGAAGGAGAGACUGCAGAGGAUGAGGAAAUCAAACGGAUCUAUGAGUAUCCUUGCAGAAAAAGCAUUGGCUCAGCACUGAGUGAGCAUGGCUCACAGAUGCCAGAUUCGGGGAUCCCAAGAGAGUCUGAUCAGUUCUCCUAUCAGUCUGGAGAGACAGAUGUCACAGCCACCAUGCAAAGCAUGGAGAAUGUGCAGACCAUUAAAGGAGAAGGCAGAGAAGAAGCUUGUGACGCAGCCUAUGCACAUAAAAUUUUGUCUCAAACACUUAGGAAAAUUGGAAUAAAAGAAGAAGUCACAAUGACAGACCUCACAAGAGACUAUGUUCUGAUGUCAAAUAGGGAAGACUCUGGGCAUGAUUUGCUUGCAACUGUUGGCACCUCUGAUGAGGAUCUCAGAGGUGGUUAUAACUGGGAUUAUGUGCUCUGCUGUGAACCCAGAUUUCAGUCUCUUGCCUCAGUGUUUAAUGAUAUUGCAGAACUGAAAGAUGAAAAUGUUCACAUUCACAGCUUCUCUAAGGAGAGGAAAUCUCUUGUUUUCCCUCCUCCCUUGAUAACGUCAGUAGCACAGCCUGGCAUAAGGACAGUGCCACCAAGAAUGCCAAAUAUAACAUCAGAGCAAGCUUUUAAUAAAUACCCUUAUCCUCCUAUUAUCCAUAAUCAUGAAUACCCUCCAGCAGCCAUGACCCCUAAGUUUUCUCCUACUCUCUCUUUGCUUACCAUGCAGACACCUUCUUCUUCUCCAGUAGUGUCUGAUGGGAAAAUGAUAGGAACAUGUCUUAUUGAUCCAAGCUAUGAGCUUGCAACAGAGGAAGAAAUUCAGGCCUAGGUUAUUAACUGACAGUAUUUUAUGGUAAAAAUAUGGCUUAAAAUGUAUUUUGUUACUUUUUAACAGCAAAAUAUGCCUGUCAGAGCUGUAUCACCAGUAUUCUGUUUUUGUGAGCCUAAAAAGUUAAAAUAUAAAACAGCCAGAAAUUUGCUAACUAUACUACUUCUUCCCAAAAUACAGUGAGAGCAUGAGGCUUCUCUUUCAGCUCACAACUGUAGUUCCCUAUGUAAAACACACAGCCAAGUGUCUGAUAGGCAAUUUGACCAGUUUUACAGUAUUUUUUAUAAAAUACAGUAAUAACAAAUAAAUGGAAGUAAUUCUUUAUUGUGGAAACUAAUCAUUAGGAUACUGGUGGGUUCUCACUGCUUCUGUGGUGGUAUUAGCAGAGGGUACUGGGGGGAUGUGUAAGUACAGCAGGUUUGGGGGUGGACAAAGGAUGAAACAAGGAUUCCUACUGAGAUCUUUCUUUAGUGUUUACCCAGGUUUCCCACAGCUCAGCCUCUGGGUCCUAACAGUCUGUUUGGCCUCGUGUGGUUUCAUCAUCUGCAGUGGCUCCUUAGUGGGCUUUCUUAGCUAUCUUUGUGCUGUGGAACCCACUCAGCAGGUUCUGUUCACCUUUUGUUUAUCUCCUGAUUUAAAGCCAGCAGGUCACAAUAAUCUGAAUAAUGGGUCACCUGUGGAAAACAGAAUAACCAGUGGUAGGAUAAAGACAACCAUCUUCUCUAUUACUAGAUCUCAAGUAGCUAUCUGUUGUCUUUUUGUCAUAUUACAGAGGCUGCCCUGGUGCUUAAGCAGCUGUAGGAACAGACAGUGUUACAGUUCCAAAGGUCAUGUAUGCCUCCACCCCAGUCUUUGGUUCUGUGCUGGACCAAAGAUCUCUGCAAGACCAGAUAAUCUGGCCUUGCUUGUUGUAUGUAUCAUACACACGGCAUUUUGUGUACGUAUGUAUAUCCAGACACAUACACAUGCUGUAUAUGCUUGUAUAUUGAUCAAUAAAAUACACAGAAAAUACA
Parus major (Great Tit) is the source of this 9179-nucleotide messenger RNA. RefSeq names its product dachsous cadherin-related 2 (gene DCHS2). Gene Ontology annotation, cellular component: plasma membrane; catenin complex. Gene Ontology annotation, molecular function: calcium ion binding; cadherin binding. Gene Ontology annotation, biological process: homophilic cell-cell adhesion. The transcript is spliced from 20 exons. Bases 1 to 8166 code for a protein of 2721 amino acids. NCBI's taxonomy places the organism in Eukaryota, Metazoa, Chordata, Aves, Passeriformes, Paridae. The record is from RefSeq and is a predicted model, not a curated record.